This is a messenger RNA of Cynocephalus volans (Philippine flying lemur), 2183 nucleotides long. It is a transcript of the gene SERPIND1, whose product is annotated as serpin family D member 1. NCBI's taxonomy places the organism in Eukaryota, Metazoa, Chordata, Mammalia, Dermoptera, Cynocephalidae. The coding region runs from base 90 to 1580 and encodes 496 amino acids. Gene Ontology annotation, biological process: blood coagulation; negative regulation of endopeptidase activity. The transcript is spliced from 5 exons. The record is from RefSeq and is a predicted model, not a curated record. Gene Ontology annotation, molecular function: serine-type endopeptidase inhibitor activity.
AGUUCACGCUGAAACCCCACUGGUGACCUUGGUUGAUUUCAUCUCUGUAAAGCCACUUCUCAGAAGCCCAGAGCUUUAGCUCUGCCAAAAUGAAAUGCCCCUUCCAUCUUCUCAUUUCUCUCAUCGUAACAUCUGUGUGUGGUGUCAGCCAAGGUCUGGUGGAUCAGACUGAGAAAGGAGGGGAUGUUUUGAAGUCUGUGGAUCCCCAGUGGGAGCAGUUAAAUAAUAAAAACCUGAGCAUGCCUCUUCUCCCUGCGGACUUCCACAAAGAAAACACGGUCACCAACGACUGGAUUCUGGAAGGGGAGGAGGAUGACGACUAUCUGGACCUGGAGAAGAUCUUCAGUGAAGAUGAUGACUACAUUGACAUCAUUGAUGCAGUUUCCCCGACAGACUCAGAAGCGAGUACCGGGAACAUCCUCCAGCUUUUCCAAGGCAAGAGCCGGAUCCAGCGUCUUAACAUCCUCAACGCAAAGUUUGCCUUCAACCUUUACCGAGCACUGAAGGACCAGGCCAACACUUUUGAUAACAUCUUCAUAGCACCUGUUGGCAUUUCUACUGCGAUGGGGAUGAUUUCCUUAGGCCUGAAGGGAGAGACCUAUGAACAAGUGCACUCAAUUUUGCAUUUUAAAGACUUUGUUAAUGCUAGCAGUAAGUAUGAGAUCAUGACCAUUCAUAACCUCUUCCGUAAACUGACUCAUCGCCUCUUCAGGAGGAAUUUUGGAUACACACUGCGGUCAGUCAAUGACCUUUACAUCCAGAAGCAGUUUCCAAUCCUGGAUGACUUCAAAACUAAAGUAAGACAGUAUUACUUUGCUGAGGCCCAGACAGCUGACUUCUCAGACCCUGCUUUCAUAUCAAAAACCAACAACCACAUUCUGAAGGUCACCAAGGGCCUCAUAAAAGAGGCUCUGCAGAAUAUAGACCCUGCUACUCAGAUGAUGAUUCUAAACUGCAUCUAUUUCAAAGGAUCCUGGGUGAACAAAUUCCCAGUGGAAAUGACACACAACCAUAACUUCCGGCUGAACGAGCGAGAGGUGGUCAAGGUUUCCAUGAUGCAGACCAAGGGGAACUUUCUCGCAGCGAAUGACCAGGAACUUGACUGUGACGUCCUCCAGCUAGAGUAUGUGGGGGGCAUCAGCAUGUUAAUUGUGGUCCCACACAAGCUGUCUGGGAUGAAGACCCUGGAAGCACAGCUGACCCCUCAGGUGGUGGAGAGAUGGCAAAAAAGCAUGACAAACAGAACACGAGAGGUGCUUCUGCCCAAAUUCAAGCUGGAGAAGAACUACAAUCUGGUGGAGGCCCUGAAGUCGAUGGGGAUCACAAUGCUGUUUGACAAAAAUGGCAACAUGGCAGGAAUCUCAGACCAAAAGAUCACCAUCGACCUGUUCAAGCACCAAGGCACCAUCACAGUGAAUGAAGAGGGCACCCAGGCUGCUGCUGUGACCACGGUCGGGUUCAUGCCGCUGUCCACCCAAGUCCGCUUCACCGUCGACCGUCCCUUUCUGUUCCUGGUCUACGAGCACCGCACCAGCUGCCUGCUCUUCAUGGGGAGGGUGGCCAACCCCCUCAGUUCUUAAAGAUAGAGGUCGGGGCAUCUGACGUCCUUUGGGACCACACUAUAAUUCUGUUUUCAUUCCAACAAUGAGAAUAGAGAUGUUUUGGUAUCAUUACUUCCAGGGUUUACGCUACCAAUCCGAAUCCAAGGCCCAUACAAGAGAAGAAAUUUACCAAUGAGAAGCUGGUUGGCAUCAACUCUGCACAGUAAACAAUGCCAUAAGUUCUUAGAAGUUAAUGUAACUGCAGCGUGCCAGCUGUAACUCUGAGGGUCUCAGUUACAGACAGACUGUCCUACCUCCCACCCCCUCCCAGCAAACCUACACAGUGCACCCAGGUACUUCCUUUCCUUGGCAGCCCCCACCUUUGAUCAUCUGGCUGUAUUACUCAAAGCUGUUCUCAACCUGGGCCCCCACUCUGAACAUGGAACACAGAAAUUUGAUUAAUUUAUCACCUGUCCCAAGGAGGGUGCGCAACUAGCACCAUUUCCAAUGCUCAGGGUAGAAAUGACCUCGAGUGGAUACCCUGGCUGUUAGGGCUUAAUUCUCUCAAGGCCCAAAUCCAUGCUAAAUGUCAUCUGGCCCUCUUACUGCAGCCUUACUACUGCCCAGAGGACAGUGUAUACA